GUAGUCAAAUCUCAGAUGUUCGAGACUGAAGUUCAGUUAAUUUUGCUUUUUUACACCUCUCUCGCUGCGGUGAAGACAAGGGAAAAUUCCCUCUGAUUCUCGAACAAAGACUGUUCACGAGUUGCGUUCGACAAUUUCGAGUGAAAUUUGCAAUGAUGAAGAGCAAAAUGAAGAUCAUGGCCAUGGGGUUGUAUUUUUAUUAGGAGUAGAAAUUCAGACCCUGCUCCUAUUAAGUAUUGACGGAGACUGCCAGUUGCCAAUUCUAUUGAAGAUGAUAAUAAAGGUAAAUGGGUAGUUUCUGAGGCUGCUUUGAAGAGUAAAAUCAUGGGUUUCUAGUGCUGAUCUCAGUGCCUCCUUCAGUUUGUUCCAUUUUGUUUUUCAUUAUUUUAUAACAUUUCCUCACUCAUACGUUACUUGUAGAGCAUUUAUAUGUUGCUUAUUGCAUUUCAGAUUCCUAUACUUUGUCUUAUAUUAGAAGUUGAAAACAAAUCUUCAUUGUCGUUGUGGGGAAGUGGGGAAGGGGUUCUGUAUUAGUACUUCAAUUUUUUCCCUACGCAAAAUGAUGAUAAGAAUGCGAGUAGUUGACUACAUCAAAGCCGCCAAUUGUAUCCAUAAUUUCCUGCCCAGUUUCUUUCAAGUGGAUCGAGUUCCCGGUCAAGGUCAUCAUCCACUUCCAGUUUUAGUUACGCGCUUUCACCAAAAAGUGCUUCACUUUUUUUUUUUUACUGAAGUUGACUGUUGACUUGAAGCUAAUUGGUGUAUAUCCAUUAUAAUUAGCAAAUUGUUUAAUUAGUUUCUUUGCAUCUCUUAUCUUUCUUCUGCUGUUAGCACUUGGUUUCCUGCAAUGACCACUAGUUUCUGCACUAAUUCUUUAGUCCUCUACUUUCUUGGUUUGCUUUACUUUGUUAACUUAUCAAAUGCUGAAACUUUUGAUUACCCAUCUGCAAAUCUCUCUACCUCAUGGAGAAAUAGUCCCUCUCUUCCACAUUCUAUAGAAUUCACAGAUGGAUCGACUGUGAGAGCCAUCCUUCUCAGAGGAACCUUUGGUCCAAGGUUCGCUUGCGGUUUCUUCUGCAAUGGAACUUGCGACUCUUAUCUCUUUGCCAUCUUUAUUGUUCAAACCAAUAGUGCUUCAUAUAUAACCUCUCCUGCUAUUGGUUUCCCUCAAGUAGUUUGGUCAGCUAACAGAAAUAAUCCUGUUCGCAUCAAUGCGACCUUGCAGUUCACAUCAGGUGGAGAUUUGAUCUUGAAAGAUGUUGAUGGAACUAUAGCUUGGUCUACGAAUACUGCGGACAAGUCUGUUGCAGGCUUAAACUUGACUGAUAUGGGAAAUCUUGUGCUUUUUGAUGAUAAAGAUAGAGUAGUUUGGCAAUCUUUUGAUCACCCAACUGACUCUUUGGUUCCUGGACAAAAGCUGGUAUCAGGAAAGAAACUUAUCCCUAGUGUUUCUGCAACAAAUUGGACUCAAUUGAGUUUGCUUUUGAUCUCCGUUACUGAUGAAGGCAUGUUUGCUUCAGUAGAGUCUAAUCCACCACAGGUGUAUGAAGAACUUCAAGUUUAUGGCAAAAAGACUAAUAGAGAACCAACCUAUGUCACUCUUCGAAAUGGAAGCUUUGCAUUGUUUGCAAAUUCUUCUGAGCCAAGUGAGCCAGAUAUGUUCGUGAACGUUCCUCAGGCCUCAUCAACACAAUAUGCAAGAUUUUUUGCUGAUGGGCAUUUGAGAGUUUACGAGUGGGGAACAAAUGGGUGGACAGUAGUAGCAGAUCUGCUUUCAUCUCCAGGGUAUGAAUGUUUCUACCCUACAGUUUGUGGGAAUUAUGGCAUUUGCUCAGAUAGACAGUGCAGUUGUCCUUCGACGGCCUAUUUCAAGCAGAUAACUGAUAGACAGCCUAAUCUUGGGUGUUCUGCGAUUAUCCCCUUGUCUUGCGGAGCUUCAAAAAAUCAUAGUUUCUUAGAGCUCAAAGAUACAACCUAUUCCUCCUUUCAGACAGACCUUGAAAAUGUGGAUUCAGAGAGUUGCAAGAUGGCUUGUUCAAAGAAUUGCUCGUGCAAAGCUGCAAUUUUUCAAUAUGGUUCUGAUUCUGCCAGUGGUUUUUGCUACAUGCCAAAUGAGAUAUUUUCAUUGAUAAACAAUGAUAAGGAGAAAACUCAUUUCAACUCUACUGUAUACUUAAAGGUGCAAGAUGUUCCAGUUGUGCAAAACGCCCCAACUACAGAAGCUUUACUUCCUCAGCGAAAAAAGAAAAGCCGUACAGCAACUAUAUUAUGGUCCAGCCUUGGAUCUUUGUCAGGUUUGCUUCUUGUGAUUGGAAUUCUAGCGUCAUUAGCAUGGAAGAAAAGCGAUAAUGAUGGAUAUGAGGAAGAUUUUUUGGACCAAGUACCAGGAAUGCCUACAAGAUUUUCAUAUGAAGAUUUAAAAUCCUUGACAGAGAACUUCUCCAAGAUGCUUGGUGAGGGAGGAUUUGGCUCAGUUUUUGAGGGGACUCUAAUUAAUGGAACCAAGAUAGCGGUGAAGCGUCUCAAUGGUUUAGGCCAAGUUAAGAAAUCAUUUUUGGCUGAGGUUGAGUCUAUUGGCAGCAUCCACCAUAUGAAUUUGGUAAGAUUGCUCGGAUUUUGUGCUGAUAAAUCACAUAGGCUUCUUGUUUAUGAAUUUAUGUCUCGUGGGUCUUUGGAGAAAUGGAUCUUCCAUCAAAGCCUUGAGUUUGUUCUUGAUUGGAGGCAGAGAAAGAAGAUUAUCCUUGAUAUUGCAAAAGGACUCGCAUAUCUCCAUGAAGAUUGUACACAAAAGAUCAUUCACUUAGAUAUCAAACCCCAAAACAUUCUUUUAGACCAGAAGUUUAGCGCGAAGAUCUCUGAUUUCGGAUUGUCUAAACUGAUGGAUCGAGAUCAAAGCAAAGUUGUGACAGCCAUGAGAGGAACUCCUGGAUAUUUGGCUCCGGAAUGGUUAAGCUCAAUAAUCACAGAAAAAGCAGAUAUCUACAGCUUUGGAGUUGUUAUGCUGGAAAUGUUAUGCGGAAGGCGAAAUGUUGAUCACUCUCAGCCAGAAGAACAGAUGCAUUUACUAACCCUUUUCGAGAAGGCGGCCCAAGAGGAUAAACUGAAGGAUCUAGUUGAUAAUUUCUGCGAAGACAUGCAAUUACAUAUGGCAGAAAUAGUGAAUAUGAUGAAGGUUGCAGCAUGGUGUCUGCAGAAGGAUUAUGCAAAGAGGCCUUCUAUGUCAGUGGUGGUUAAAGUCUUGGAAGGUGUUACAGAAGUUGAACAUAACCUAGACUACAACAUAUCCAAUCCGACAUCGAUAACAGCAGUGGCAACAAAUAGUACUCAAAUGUUUCCAUCUGUUCUAUCUGGACCAAGAUAACAGUUCUAAGUCGGCAAGAAACCCAGAGUCAUAAGUUGCAGACUAUUGUAUCAUUUGCAAUUUAUGUCAGCACUAAAUUCAGAAGGUAAUAUACUGCAGGCACGUAAUCAUGUUACAGCAAUGAACUUGUCGAGAGCCUGUCACAAAGAUUAUAUUAUAUUUAUUCCACUGGGUUCUGCAUCCAA
Messenger RNA from Ricinus communis (castor bean), 3543 nucleotides. RefSeq names its product G-type lectin S-receptor-like serine/threonine-protein kinase SD2-5. The coding region runs from base 845 to 3358 and encodes 837 amino acids. Gene Ontology annotation, biological process: protein phosphorylation. The transcript has a single exon. The record is from RefSeq and is a predicted model, not a curated record. Gene Ontology annotation, molecular function: protein serine/threonine kinase activity; ATP binding. Lineage: Eukaryota; Viridiplantae; Streptophyta; Magnoliopsida; Malpighiales; Euphorbiaceae.